AUGGUAGUUGACACGGCGUAUUAUGACUUGCUAGGUGUCUCCCCUGAUGCCAAGGCCAUCGAGAUAAAGAAGGCAUACCGGAAGAAGUCUGUGCAGGAGCAUCCCGAUAAGAAUCCAAACGAUCCAAAGGCGACAGAGCGGUUCCAGGCGAUCUCGGAAGCUUACCAGGUGCUCAGCAGCGAUGAACUCCGGGCGAAAUACGAUAAAUUCGGGAAGGAAGAGGCUGUUCCUCAGAACGGCUUUGAGGACGCGGGCGAGCAGUUUGCGGCGAUCUUUGGUGGGGAGGCGUUUGCCUCGUACAUAGGUGAGCUAACGCUGCUCAAGAAUAUCCAAAAGACGGAGGAGCUGGUCCAGCAGGACGAGGAGGAGAAGCAGAGAGAGAAGCAGCGGGUGCAUGAAAAGACACAGGACCAGAAAAAGGGCGCGACCCCACAAACAGGUGCGCCCGCCGCUGGAGAGCCGGCAGCUGCUGCGGAGCGUGUGAAGCCUAGCGGAAGAGGUGCGAUAGAAGAAAACGGCGGGGCAAAAGCGGCGAGCGACAAGGGCGACGGCGAGACACAGGAUGAGAGGAAGAAGACCAAACUGGAGCAGUUUGAGGAGCAGCAGAGGCUCGACAAGGAAAAGAUGAUCGACAAGCUGAGUAAAAUAUUGUGCGACCGGUUAUCGGUGGUGACAGAGAGUUCCUAUGAUGAGCCCUGCAAGCGCGCUUUUGAGAAGAAAUUCGAAGAAGAAGCGAACAUGCUUAAAAUGGAGUCCUUUGGCUUGGAUAUUCUACACACAAUCGGGGAGGUGUAUUGUCAAAAGGCGGAGAUCUUUCUCAAGAAUCAGAGGAUAUUAGGGAUAGGCGGGUUUUUUCACUCUGUCAGGGCGAAGUGUGGAUUCGUGGUAGACACAGUACGGACUGUGUCUGCGGCCCUAGACGCUCAGAAUACUAUGCAGGAACUCGAAAAGUUGAAGCUGGCAGUGGACUCUGAUGAACCCUUGCGUGAUGACAAGGGCAACGAACUUCCUAAGCCGACUGUUGAGGAGCUGGCGCACAUGGAACAGCUGGUUAUGGGGAAGGUUCUUUCUGCAGCAUGGCAUGGCUCCAAGUUUGAAAUUAUGUCCACUUUAAAAUCUGUGUGUACUCGGGUGCUAGAGGACAAAAACGCUGAACUCGAAACGAGGAUCAGACGUGCAGAGGCUCUCAUUAUGUUGGGAAGAGUCUUUAAGAGGACCUACAGGACACCAGUUGAACAAGAAGAUGCCCAAGUCUUUGAAGAAUUGGCUGCAGAAGCUACAAAGAAUAAGAGCAGAAGUAGGCGCAAGUGA
Messenger RNA from Eremothecium gossypii ATCC 10895, 1311 nucleotides. RefSeq names its product Djp1p (gene DJP1). The record is from RefSeq and is marked provisional. The coding region runs from base 1 to 1311 and encodes 436 amino acids. The transcript has a single exon. NCBI's taxonomy places the organism in Eukaryota, Fungi, Ascomycota, Saccharomycetes, Saccharomycetales, Saccharomycetaceae. Gene Ontology annotation, biological process: protein import into peroxisome matrix. Gene Ontology annotation, cellular component: cytosol.